This is a messenger RNA of Capsicum annuum, 4092 nucleotides long. Its product is annotated as protein TWIN LOV 1. Lineage: Eukaryota; Viridiplantae; Streptophyta; Magnoliopsida; Solanales; Solanaceae. Gene Ontology annotation, cellular component: nucleus. The record is from RefSeq and is a predicted model, not a curated record.
CAGAAUUUUGAGUUAUGAGUUCUUUUUAGCUUAUUGGGUUCUAGAUAAAUCAUUUGUAUAUAUUAACUGGAUUUCCUAACACAUAUAUAGAGUUCUAGCCGAAGUUACUGAAUUCUGUCGAACCCAUAACAUACUUAUGGAAUCACAAAGGAGUACUAUGAUUGAACGCUCAUUUGAUUGUUACUCGACAGAGUUCCUAGAAUCUCUUGAUCAAUUGCCUGGUUGUUUCACUAUUAUUGAUCCUUACAUUUCUGGUAACCCCAUUGUGUACGCUUCACGGGGGUUCUUGGAAAUGUUUGGAUAUUCGAAAUAUGAGGUAAUUGGGAGGAAAGGGAGAAUAUUUUAGGGUCCUAAGACUAAUCGAAGAUCGGUUUUGGAGGUCGGUGAGGCGAUUCGAGAGGAGAGGGAUAUACAAAUCAGUUUGUUGAAUUAUAGAAAAGAUGGGAGACCAUUUUGGAUGUUCUUUCAUAUGUGUCCUGUUUUCGACGAGAAGGAUGGGAGACUGAUUCAUUUAUUGGGAUUUCAAGUUUCAAUUUUGAGGAGGCCAAAGCCAUCUAGAGUUGGACUAAAUUUAUGCCAAGAUGGAGCUGGCUGUAGAGAAUCUGUGCUUAGGUGUUAUAUAAGGGAAGUCUACUCCAUGAGCAUGGAAUGGGAGCUGCCUGUUACGUUGGGUUCAAGCUUGGAAUUCACAGGAGUAGAUGUAGAGGGGCCUUGUGUUGCAAGUGAUCUUGAGAAGAGAAAAGCCACUACUGUUGUAAAAAAAAUACUGACUGUGCUGAGACACAACGGUGAAUCAACAGGCAAACUGGUCGGUGGGAAGAGACUCUCUCCAUCUGGGAUGGGUUUGCUCGGACCAUCAUUAAAUAUAUCUUUUUGUAGAAUCAAACAAAGCUUUAUAUUAACCGAUGCCAACUUACCUGUCAUGCCAAUUGUCUUUGCAAGUGAUACCUUUCUUAAAUUAACAGGCUUUUCCAAAGAUGAAGUUUUGGGCUAUAACUGUAGAUCUUUAAGUGUGAUAAACACAGAUUCAAGCUCACAAUUUUGGAAUGAACAACCACGUACAGUAUGCAUGUAUUACAGAAAAGACGGAACCUCAUUUUGGCUUCACAUUUCACCUGUACGGAAUGCUUCAGGAAAGAUAGAACUGAUGAUCUCAAGAUGCACUCUUGCUACCAGAAAGGCCAAUUACAGAACCAUUAUUGCGGAUGAGUCUAUCCAUGGAAACAAACUGAUGCAAAAGCCCAUAAUUGACAUUUUAUCAUCUUGCAAGAGGAUGCAGUCUUUAAAAGACAUCGUACCAGCGGCAGGGAACAAUAUAAACACAAAAUUUAUUGUCUUGGACAAAGAGAGGAUAGCUUUGUCUCAAUAAAACAAAGGUAGGAUAGGUGUAGAAGAGCAACCAAAGAUCUGUUUGGCAUUAAUGGCAGAUGAGAUAGCUGCAGUUCAAGUUCAAAUGUGGGGUGAUGAAUGUGAUGCUUUUGAGCCAAGGGAUAUUAUCCGGUUGUAAAAUGAGAUCUUUUCUUACCUCAACAAGAAGCAUGUGCUAAGGGCAGGCUGGCGAGGCAAGGUAGAAAAGGUGGAAGAGUUUACCAUGGCCUACGUGGAGAACCAAACAUGAGUGAGCUACCUUGGACCUCUGAUCCCAAUACAAAGAAUUUUUUUCUUCCCACGAAUGCAUCGAGUAUUGGGCAAUCUUAUAUCAGCUACUUUCCUUGAUAGUUACAUUUUUUCUAACAUGGGCAAAAGAGCAUCUCAAAAGUUGUAUGACUGUAAUCAACACUAGGUAGGAACGUGAUUCACAAUUUCAGUGCAUUCAACAACGACAACAUGUUGGCUAUGGGAAAGAAAAUUCUGAAAAAUAGUUACAUGUGCAUUGUGUGUUAUAGUUAAUUGCAGAGUUAAUAGAAGCCUGUAGUUCAUUACUUAUUACCUUAUUGUCGUCCUUAAAAAAGAACUCCUUCCCUAGCUUGAAAUAUUUCGAUGUCACGUGUAACAAAGUGAGAUUAAGAAAAGAUAUAAUAACAACCAACACAAUUUUGGGUCGUGCUCAGCAUAGGCAACCUUUUCUAAUAACUUAGAAGCAAGGGUGCAUAUCCAAACUAUAUCGAUCAAACUACAAAGUAUACAUAAAUUGUAUUAUUAUACUGUCAUAUGUCCAAUGCUAUUAGCCAGAAGAAACAGCCAAUAAUCAAGUAUUCUCCAUGAUACUCUGGAUGAAACCUCCAAUAAAAGUGUAAGAAGAGAGCCACCUUCCAUGGUUGCUGCUCUGCUCUUCUCCUUUAUCUCUUUCACUUUUAUUCGGAUUUUAUUAUCCGGGUCCAUAAGUUCCCUUAUUGCUUUCUCAACCUUCCUUGGCUUUCACUAUAAAUUCUUGGCCCAUCGUCACUUUCGGAUCCUUUCUGUAAUCCAUUUUAAUCUCGACUGCCAUUGCCAAUUCCUUAAACCAAUUGAAAUGCAUUUGCUUGCAGGUCUGCGUACAUUGGCCAAGUAACAAUUGGCACUCCAAAAUAAAUGCUUUCCAAACUCGAAUUCCACUCACAAUGUGACACAAAACCUCCUACUGCUUUGUGUGAUAAAUUGACAACUGAAUUCCUUCUUCCCACGAAUGCAUCAAGUAUUGGGCAAUCUUAUAUCAGACAGGUACUUUCCUUUCAACUCUCGUCCUUAAUAGUUGCAUUUUUUAGCAAAAGAGCAUCUCAAAAGUUGUAUGACUGUAAUCAACACCAGGUAGGAACGUGUUUCACAAUUUCAGUGAAUACAACAACAACAUGUUGGCUAUGGGAAAGAAAAUUCUGAAAAAUAGUUACAUGGGUAUUGUGUGUUAUAGUUUAUUGCAGAGUUAAUAGGAGCCUGUAGUUAAUAAAUUUUUCAUUACUUAUUACCUUAUUGUUGUCCUUAAAAAGACCUUCCCCUGAAUCAUGGGCAUAGUGGGAGCUUUAGUGCUGCCCUUGAUAAGUACGCAGAUAAAUAUUAUUCUAAAAACAUUUAUAUGUAAUUUGGGUGUUACUGUGUGGAGGACAAAAUGGUUAGUUCGUCUUCUCAACCUGCUGUAAGUCUUUUUAUUGAUUGCUAGAUUGGAACUCUUUUAUCACUUAGUCUAAAUAUAUUGCUGACUUGUUAAUAAUAAGUUGUAUCUGUAUUUUGGCAUUUUUUAAGCCAGUUGGAUGUGUCUAUAAGCAUUGAAGUUGGAGAUUCGGUAUUAGUGUCCUUAAUAGGAUCUCAAAAAUGUUUCUUUCCUCCUUUUUCAAAUUCCUCCGACCCAAAUUUCAUUACUUAGUGUUAGCUUUUGUUUGUACAAAACUACAUUGUAUUUGGUUUGACUGUUCAAUAGAUGUUUUGUGACAUCUUAACAUGAGGCAUGUAAUUGGCUAAUGACGUCUUUGUCACAAAAUUCUUAGAAAACAAACGUUUGUCUUGUGUUAUCUCUUCCUCUGUGUAUAGUAGUAAUUUGCAAGCUUCUUAUAGGAGAUGGCUAGAUGUGUGAACACCAUAAUUUUCUGCUUUUUCUUUGGUGCUUAUGGACGGUUAUAUUCGUAUCAAGCAGAUAUCACAAACUAAUAUUUGGGCCUGAUAAUUUGGGUUCCGGUACAGUUGAUGGCCUAAAUUGUACAAACUUUGCUUUUAUCUGAUGUCUAAUUUCUUUACUGUUGGUGAUUACAUUACAAUUUUAUUAAUCAUACCCUAUAUUUCUGUGUCGAUGAUUUAGGACGAAAAAAGAAACAAAUGAAAGGGAAAUUAUGAGGAGCAAUAUAUUUGAAGUACAAAAAAUGUAUCUAUCUUUACUAUUCGUGUGUUUUAAUUCCUCCCAAUUUCCUUAAAGUUCAAACCCACCCCUCAAUUUUGGUGUACAAUUCAAUAUAAAUGAUUAUCUUUUGUAAUACAGUUAGGAAAUAUGAGCGAUAAACAAGUUUGGCUAUGAUCUUGAAAGCUUUAGAUUUCUUCUGCAUUGUUAUUGUAGAGCAAGUAUGCCAUAUUUGGGUUGGGAAAUGAGAAGGGAUUUGGGAUCUUAUGAUAUGUCGGUGAUAGUGAUAUUGUUGUAUAUUAAUCUUUUUAUGCAACUUAAUUAUUAAGGUUCAUAACAAAAUUACGCGU